AUGUUUAAAUUUGUGGUGAUCAUAUCGUUCGCGGCGUUCGCUAGUGGCCAAUACUCAGCGUCUAGACUCGUGAGAAACAUCUAUAAUGAAUGCCUGAGCCAAUAUUCGGUGGAGUGUGUGAAGCCGAGGACCCUGGAAUGGAUUUCCCGAGUAGCGCACGAUGAUGAGAUUAAAAUAACCGAUAAUUUAUCUAUCUACAAGACUUCUGACAUUGAAGAUGAGGGAGCUGAUCCAAGGAUGGCUAAAGAACCCGUUUAUGCCAUAAUCGACAAAGUGGACCAAUUCAUUCAAACGCAUUCCUUGAAAGUGAAAGUACCUGAAGAGAUUUCCAAUAGCGCAGCAUCAGAGUAUGUGCCAAGGUCGCUUCUAGCUGACCUACCUUCAGAGUUAGACAUGCCCUUGGACGGAGAGGAGGAAGUUGAGACUUUCGAAGGAAGGAAGAAGAAGAUCAAGCUCCCCAAGCCUUUGAGAAUCAAGAGCAAACACGGCUUCAUCAAGAAGGUGUUGCUUCCCUUCCUCCUCGGUUUGAAGUUCAAGGCUUCAGUUCUCGUUCCACUUGCACUUGCCCUCAUUGCUCUCAAGACAUGGAAAGCUCUCACUCUUGGUCUUAUUUCUCUUGUGUUAUCUGGUGCCAUGGUCAUCUUCAAGUUCACUAAGCCAAAGGUUGUGAAUUACGAAGUUAUUCACUAUCCUCAGCAUCAUGUUGAGCAUCAUGUAGACCACCACGCCCCAGGUUGGGAUGCUCACGGACCAUACCAAGCCAGAUCAUACGAAGACGCCCACGAAAUCGCUUACUCUGGCCAAAUCUAA
Messenger RNA from Danaus chrysippus (African queen), 810 nucleotides. Lineage: Eukaryota; Metazoa; Arthropoda; Insecta; Lepidoptera; Nymphalidae. The record is from the annotation of a GenBank genome assembly.